AUGAGCCACGGUGCCCAGCCAAGGUUUUUGAUUUCAGCAUUGGUGUCAGGGGCUUGGGAUGGCCUGAACCAUAGCAGCCCUGAGCCAUGUGGUACAGCAGCUUUCUUCAGCCCUGUCCGUGAGGUAGGAGACUGCCACGUUAGUUCAGGUCCAACAAGAUGUCUCUUUUCUCUAACAUUUAAGCAGCUCCAACCAUCUCAGCAUCUUCAUGAUUGUUUCGUCAUCAUCACCGUCAUCGUUGUCAUCAUCAUCAUCAUCACCACCAGUGAUUUCCUGAAUGCCAACCAAGCACCAGUCAUCAAGCUUGAGCCACGGUGCAAAGAUGGAGGCAGGCUCUCCAUUCUAAGGGAACUUCCCAGGCCAGUAGGGAAGGCAAGAUUCAGACACCAGGGACAGGCAGCCCGGGAUGACAGGUGGAACAAGGAGGAGACACAAGAACCCCCACCCCAACCCAGGAACCCACAUCACAGGCCAGACCUGCAUGACUGCCAGGCACCUGACUCGGGUUUUGAAGGUGUCUCUCCUAAGAGAGUGGCAGAGGCAAACUUUAGCCUUGGCAGUGCCCCCCAAGCUGCUCAGGGGAGGGGUCACAGCCAAAGCCCUGGAGUGCAUGGGUUCUUCAGCCGUGGCUCUCCUGCAGCUUCCUCUAAUAUUAUGAAGAGCCUGCCACCACCGGGCUUGUUCUGACUCCUUUACAUGAUCCACCCUUCUGAGUGGGGUUUGGCUUCUGUACAGCUCUCCUGUGGGCCCUGAGCACACUAGUCAGAACAAGAGGGCUCCAGUCUCCUGACAGUCACAGUGCUUGGUGGCAAAACAUGAAUUGUCAUUCAUCCAU
Cercocebus atys (sooty mangabey) is the source of this 835-nucleotide messenger RNA. RefSeq lists its product as uncharacterized. Bases 1 to 687 code for a protein of 228 amino acids. Lineage: Eukaryota; Metazoa; Chordata; Mammalia; Primates; Cercopithecidae. The record is from RefSeq and is a predicted model, not a curated record. The transcript has 3 exons.